AUGCAAUCCCGCGACCCGCGCCCACGCAGCGCCAGCACCAGCCCGCACUCUCAUCCUACGGAUCUUGUCGCGUCUACAACGGCCCCUCGCCCCAGUCCUGAUUCGCCUCAGCCCCCUCAUGUGAGCUACGAUCUGGCAAGCGAGUCUUCCGCCGCCGUAUCGCGACUCUUCCCGCCCGCGAUUCCCGUCCACUCGCGUUCCGACACGGACGUGCCCCCGCUCACAUCGCACGAUGCAGCCCAGCAAAGCUCGCCUGCUGCCGGGGGCUUUGUGGCGGCAGGGCUUCGACGACGCCGCAGCAGCAGGGUACCCGCGUUUCGCACCUUUGAUGGCGCGGACGACGAGUUUGAGAUGCCCUUUACCGGCGCCGGCGUGGGCUGGCAUCCCGGCGCCGAGCCAGGCUACGAUCCCAAGCUGCCUGAUGGCGGACACGCCUCAGUGCCGCAGUUGAGCGCGCCGUGCGAAAUUACCGUCGUCGAUUUCUCUCUGGAGCGUAUGGAGCAGCGGCAUUUCGACAACGAUGGCUUCAUCGAUUUUCUGAAGCAGCCCAAGGAGGACUGGGCUAAGUGCCGCUGGAUCAACGUCAACGGCCUCAGCUGGGAUGUCAUUCAGGCUGUCGGCUCGACGAAGGCCCUACACAAGCUCGCCAUUGAAGACAUUAUGAAUCUACGCAACCGAACCAAGGUUGAUUGGUAUCCCCAUCACGCAUUCAUCAUCAUGACGCUGCAGAAGCUUGUGCACGUUGUCGACUCCGACACCAACAGCAUCAGUUCUGCCAGCAGCUCCUCUUCCCGCAAGGCCAUGGCCGUUUUGCGGCAAUUCUUCAGCGGCGACCCCAGUCAACGCCCCGGCACUGACCCUGAAAAGAGGCACGGCGAGGACGCCGCGCCGCCCUUUGUCGACCUACAAGAGACGAGCAUGCCGCGCACCCUGCAACGCUAUCAAGCCAGCGGUAAUGAAGCUCGCACUCGGUUCAUGGAAGAGCACUCGUCGCUGGCCCCGUAUAACAUGGCCAUCUCUGCCGAGCAAGUCUCUAUAUUUCUGACUGCCGACAACACCGUCAUCUCCUUCUUCGAGGCCUCGGCCGGCGACGUCGAGCGGCCCAUUGUCAAGCGCCUGAGCACGCCCGGCACGAGCCUGCGCGACUCGUGCGACGCCUCCCUGCUAGUGCAGGGCAUCAUGGACGCCAUCAUUGACCUGGCGAUCCCGCUCACGGCCGCGUACACGGAUAUCCUCGGCGACCUCGAGCUCGACGUAAUCUCGGCGCCGAGCAUCAAGCAAAGCAAGCGCCUCUACAUUUGCAUCAGCGAGAUCAACAAGAUGCUGCGCUUCCUGCUGCCGAUUGACAACCUCGUCAACAUGCUCCGCGACCAUCGCACAUUCAUGACCCAGGAGCAGGCCACGCGUGAACUCACCAACCCCGCGAGCGGCGUGCUCGUGACGCCCAUGACGCACACGUACCUCGGCGACGUGCUCGAUCACUGCAUAAUCAUCACCGAGUCUUUGCAGCAGCUGAAGCAGUCGUCGGAGAAUUUGAUCAACCUCAUCUUUAAUACAAUCACUGCCAACCAGAACGAGUCGAUGAAGCAGCUGACCACCGUCACAAUCAUCUUUCUGCCGCUGACGUUUAUUACUGGCUUUUUUGGUCAGAACUUUGAAGAUUUUCCCGAGGUGAAGAAGGGAAUCUGGUACUUCUGGGCGUGCGCUGUGCCGACAGUGGUUGCUACCAUUGUCAUUCUCAUGCGUGACAUGAUUUACAAUUGGGGGGUCAGUGUGGUGCAGCGCAAGAAGAUUACGUCGAUUCGAAAGAAGCGACGCCGCCGAGGCGUCUCGAGGUGA
This is a messenger RNA of Beauveria bassiana ARSEF 2860, 1839 nucleotides long. RefSeq names its product magnesium and cobalt transporter CorA. The coding region runs from base 1 to 1839 and encodes 612 amino acids. Gene Ontology annotation, molecular function: magnesium ion transmembrane transporter activity; cobalt ion binding; cobalt ion transmembrane transporter activity. Lineage: Eukaryota; Fungi; Ascomycota; Sordariomycetes; Hypocreales; Cordycipitaceae. Gene Ontology annotation, biological process: transmembrane transport; metal ion transport. Gene Ontology annotation, cellular component: membrane. The transcript is spliced from 3 exons. The record is from RefSeq and is a predicted model, not a curated record.